Molecule: messenger RNA, 2862 nt
Organism: Gryllus bimaculatus (two-spotted cricket)
Lineage: Eukaryota; Metazoa; Arthropoda; Insecta; Orthoptera; Gryllidae
Source: the annotation of a GenBank genome assembly
AUGCUAUGCCGCAAUCUAGGGCACUGGCAGAGUGUUGUCGGUCUUGAAAUACAUGCACAAAUAUCUUCUCGCUCAAAACUAUUCUCUGGCGCUAGUACUAAUUUCGGCUCUCCUGUCAAUUGUAAUGUUUCCUUCUUUGAUGCUGCAACUCCAGGGACUCUGCCAGUGCUGAACCGAAGUUGUGUGGAAGCUGCUGUUCUCACAGCCUUGGCUCUUUCUUGCAAAAUCAAUGCUGUAUCUUUAUUUGAUAGAAAACACUAUUUCUAUGCUGAUCUUCCAGCAGGAUAUCAAAUUACACAGCAAAGAGCACCAAUUGCAGAAGAUGGAAAGCUACAAUUCCAAGUAUAUACACCAAGUAUUCAUAAGAAACCAUAUUUAAAAUCAUCACGAAUCAAACAACUUCAGCUGGAACAAGAUAGUGGAAAGUCACUCCAUGACAGUACUGAAAAAAGGAGUCUUGUCGAUUUGAAUCGGGCUGGUGUACCACUGAUGGAAUUAGUGUUUGAACCAGAUCUAGAGGAUGGAGAAGAAGCAGCAGCUUUGGUGAAGGAAUUGUGUCUCAUUCUGCUGCGGCUGAAUACUUGUUCUUGUAAAAUGGAAGAGGGAGCUUUACGUGUUGAUGCCAAUGUCUCUGUCCAUCAGCCGAGUGAGCCUUUGGGAACUCGCACAGAAAUCAAGAAUAUUGGCAGUAUUAGAGGUGUUGCUAAUGCUAUUCAAUUUGAGAUACAAAGGCAAAUUAAUAUUUUAAAUAAAGGGGGUGUUGUUAUAAAUGAAACUCGUUCUUGGGAUCCUGUGUACAAACAGACAUUGCCUAUGAGAGAUAAGGAAGAAAAGCAGGAUUACAGAUAUAUGCCAGAACCUAAUCUACCUCCUUUGAGACUCUUGAUAGAGGGACAACUUAUUCCCAAAGAUGCUAAAAAUCUGGUUAAUGUAAGAGAAUUGCAAAAUCGUAUUCCAGAAUUACCAGAAGAGACUAGAAGAAAACUUAUUAAACAAUAUGGGCUCUCAUCUGAAUCUGCAAUUCAAUUAGUGAAUGAAGACCAAUUGCUACAACAUUUCAUUGAGAUAAUGAAAUUAGAGGGAAGAGAUGCACAGAUGAUAGUGAAUAUUCUUUUAAUACAUCUAUUAACAACUUUAAACAAGAAUAAAUUAUCAUUAGAAAAAUGUUCUGUCACCUCUGCAACAUUGGGUGAAAUAGUUGAUUUGUUGCAAGAAGGCAGAAUCAAUUUACUUAUCGCUAAGAGGGUUUUAAAUGAAGUUGUGAUUGGAAAUUUGAAGUCUCCAUCUUUGAUUGUAGAAGAAAGAAAGUGGAUUCAAAUAACUGAUGAAGAUGAAAUUACCAAGAUUUGUGCUGAUGUGUUGAAAAACAAUCAGAAAAUGGUUGAGCAAUAUAGAAAUGGGAAAACAAAAUUAUUUGAUGCUUUUGUUGGACUUGUUGCAAAGCACACUGACCAGAGGGCAAACAUGGAAGUAGUAGUGAAGAAACUUAAAAUGUUGCUGCAAAAAUAACUGCUUAAAGAAAUCUACUUUUCCUAGUGCUCAAAUGCAGAAGAAUUGAUGCCACUCUCGAAAGAUGUGAUGGUCCUCAAACAUUGAGGAUUAUCAUAUCUGAAAGCAAUUGAGGCCAGAGAAAAUGGACUUGUAAGAAGAAUCGUCAAGUUUCUUAUCCCUUUCACAUGACUUGGAAAUGCUAUAAAAAUUAUUCAUGUAAACAGGACUUGUUUUUGUUAAAGUGCCCUUAUAACUUUAAUGAAACGACUUAAAACAGGGUUCAUCAUGGAGCCAAGGCCUAUUUCUCACAGCUCUUGAGAGGUGGCUGGGACCUAGUAGGAAAGCAAUGAGAAAUUCAUCACUUAAAAAGCAUGCAGACCAUUCUCAUUCCACUGCAUCAUCCCCAUCUCAUACAGAGAUAUUACCCAUGAAAGCCUAUAAGCUCAGAUACUAAACCAUCUAUUCAGAUUGUCUUAGGAUGAUUAUUUUGGCUUCUGGUUUUGACAAUAUUUAAACAAACAAUUCUAUCAAGGAAGAUAUUUCAAUCAACACCUAUGAUAAUCAACACCUAUAUAACCAGCAGGUUCAUGAUCAAGCAGAAGUGUUGUAGAAUUAUCUUCAUAUUUUAAAAACAUCAUUGAAAAUGGUAUGGAUUUAGGAUAUUACAUGCCUCACUAACCAGAUCCUGACAAGGCAUAUGGAACUGAGCCAACCAACCCUUGUGACCUUACCGCUGCUUUGCUCUUGCUACUGCUCCCACUUUAUGAGUUUCGGCUGCUACUGCUCUUGGCAGCUUUUGACUCCGAACUUGCCUUUCUGAUUAGCCCUGUCUGAAAAUAAGAGUACUUUGAAAGAUGAAAUGUUAUCUGUUACUGUUUGGUAUUCAAGAGAGAAACUUGUUUAAAUUGCAAAAAGCACUAAGCAAAUUACUAAAAACACUUAUAAAAAUGAAUGGAAAUGCUCCUGUCUGUGUUUCAUAAGGUUUCACAUGUUACCUUCUGUAAAUUAGUUGUAAAAUUAGUUCAUUAAAAUAAUUUAUUAAAAAAAAAAAGCUUAUCAUUAAAAAUGAUAUGUUUUAUAACUACUGGGUUUAUUUCAGCUAUAAUUCCCUCAUGAAAACUUAUUUCUUAGCACAACAGUAAGCCUAUUCCUGAACUCAACUUUUAGAAAAAAUAGGUAUGCAUUUUUAUAUUUCAGGACGUCAAUUCUGUGCUUUUUCGUGACAAAUGCCGUUUGAUUUUUUUCUUUAUUAUUAAUCAGUCACAUGCAUCUAACCCCUGUUAACACACAACCCUACAGAGUUGUUAAGCGCACUUGCACCUACCUGUAUGGUAAGAAAUGUAACAUCCUUUGCAACAUAAAUAAACAAAU